Messenger RNA from Talaromyces stipitatus ATCC 10500, 546 nucleotides. RefSeq names its product AhpC/TSA family protein. Gene Ontology annotation, biological process: hydrogen peroxide catabolic process; cellular response to oxidative stress; cell redox homeostasis. Bases 1 to 546 code for a protein of 181 amino acids. The record is from RefSeq and is a predicted model, not a curated record. Gene Ontology annotation, molecular function: thioredoxin peroxidase activity. NCBI's taxonomy places the organism in Eukaryota, Fungi, Ascomycota, Eurotiomycetes, Eurotiales, Trichocomaceae. Gene Ontology annotation, cellular component: peroxisome; cytoplasm; mitochondrion. The transcript has 4 exons.
AUGUUCGCCCGCCGCUUCACAGCUACCGUGCCUCGCACCGUCGGCAGCCAAUCUGCCCUCUUCCAUGCCACUCGUCCCGCCUUUGUCAAAGUCGGCGAUGCCGUUCCCAACGUCGACCUCGUCGAAGACUCUCCCGGCAACAAAGUCAACCUCUCCAAGGAAUUGACCGGCAAGGGAGUCAUUGUCGGUGUUCCCGCUGCUUUCAGCCCGGCUUGCUCCAGCACCCACGUCCCCGGCUACAUCAACCAUCCCGCCCUGAGAAACGCCGGAAAGGUAUUUGUCGUCUCGGUCAACGAUCCGUUCGUGAUGAAAGCUUGGCGCGCGAGUCUUGAUCCUACUGGCAAGAGUGGUGUACGCUUUUUGGCAGAUCCCGCCGGCACUUUUACAGACGCCCUGGAACUUGGAUUUGACAGCGCGACCAUCUUUGGCAACCAGCGGAGCAAGCGUUAUGCCUUGGUGGUUGAAGAUGGGAAGGUGAAGGAAGCCCAUGUUGAGCCGGAUAAUACUGGUGUUAAUGUCUCCGCUGCUGAGAAGGUCCUCGCUUGA